Aspergillus melleus is the source of this 654-nucleotide messenger RNA. Its product is annotated as SRPBCC domain-containing protein. Bases 1 to 654 code for a protein of 217 amino acids. The record is from RefSeq and is a predicted model, not a curated record. The transcript has a single exon. Lineage: Eukaryota; Fungi; Ascomycota; Eurotiomycetes; Eurotiales; Aspergillaceae.
AUGGCCACGUUUCCGUCUCCAUCCUCCGAGGCGACCCUGGCGGCCAAAGCGACGCCCAACAUUGGUGCCUCGGACGCGGUCCUGCACGUCAAUAGCGCCUCGCUCAUCGAUGCCUCAUCCCAGGAUGUCUGGAACACGUUGAUCGACACGUCCACCUGGCCAUCAUGGAAUACCUUCGUGCCGCAAGUUACCAUCCGUGAGCAGCCCGGGACCGACGCACAGCCUGCCUCUUCCGAAGCUCUUUCUCCGAUCCUCCAACUUGGAACGAAAAUGACAUUUCAUGUUCAGAUGGACCCGUCGUCUCCCAAGCCGCAGAACGCACAAGGGGUGGCGCUAGCGGUCAUCGAAUUUGACCCACCUGAUGCAGCGACGCAAAAGCCCGGUCGGAUUGUCUGGGCCAACGACGUGACAGCCAAGGGCGGCAUUCCGUCUUUUCUCUUGACUGCGGAGAGGGUGCACGAGGUGCAAGAGGUGGUCAUUGACGAAGAGGGAGGACCGACCCGACGAGUCACCGAAGUGCGGAACUGGGAGGCGCAAGUGGGAUAUUUGGUCUACGUGGUUCGGUGGAUGUAUGGCGCGCAACUGAAGAAGAACUUCGAGACGUGGGUGCGGGAUUUAAAACAGUACGUCGAGCGACAGAGAUCGGAGAAUUAA